UACGGUACAUUCCACGCAGUGCAGUUUUAAUAAAGGUUAUUUUUCCAGUUCAGUAAUGUUUGAAAACCACAGCAUUUAUAUACAUAUUUUGGCUACUACUAUUUAUUGAAUUUUGUCAGUACGGUGUUGUCUUUUGUUCCGUUAACAUCAAAUAACAAGUAUUCAUGUGAUUACGUAAUAUUUAGAUCCAACUACCACAAGCAAUUUGAAUUCUUUUAAUAGAACACUGCACUAUGCAUCGGCCGAAACAUAUCAUUAUUGAUCUUAUUAAUUUUGAUUAGUGAUUCUGUUGUAGAAGAUAUAAAGCAGCGUAAGGUAUGGAAUUUUUAGUGAGCCAACUACUAUCUAGAUUUCACAUGCUUCAAAUUAGUCCAAUUGCAAGAUCUGAGCUGAAGUCGGAAAGAUCAGUGCUGCCGCCACUGAUCUAAAGUUGAUUUUCCUAUUGGCCACUUGUGGUCGUCGAGCUUACACACCAAGUGCAGUCACUGGAUUAUUGCUACAAAAAAGGAUAAUAAAUCUGUGCAAAAAAUGGCCGUUGUCUAUCACAGUUGCUAUUGUCCUAAACAAAUAUAUAAUACUAUGAAAUAGCAUAUGGAAUAUUGGAGAGCAUCAUAGACCAUAGAUGCUGGAUACGACAUCGGUAGUUCUUACAUAGACAAUGCAACAAUAGGCCGAGUUCCAUCAUGCACUUCCCGCUCACGUAACGACGCACGUUCAGGUGAUAGCAGUCAAAGCGUGAAAUUUACUUCAACGAUUGAUAACGGGAAUGAGGAACUUUCACCGGGCAAUCACCAUGCUCGAACUCCAUCCCGAGGUGAUGUUUCCAUCUCGGAUGCGGGCUCGAACUUCGGUCUUGCGCUGGGUUUAGGUGGCCUAGGCGGACCAGAAGGGGUCAAACUCACACGUAGCAGACGCAUUGUUCUCACUAUGCAAGGUUUCAUUAGAGAAUUUUGCGCUAAUACGAGUAUACAUGGUGUCAAAUAUCUCGGAGAGAGGCGGCGAUCGACGACUGAAAGGUUAUGGUGGAUCAUUGUUUUCAUAGCAAGCCUCUCUAUGUGUGGAAUAUUAAUAAUGAAAGUGUGGCACAAGUGGGAUUCCAGUCCUGUAAUUGUUAGUUUUGCAGAGAAAACAACACCCGUGUGGCAGGUGCCAUUCCCAGCUGUUACAAUUUGUUCUGAAAACAAAGCUCGGCAAUCAGUAUUUAAUUUUACCGAAGCAUUUCAUCAACGUGCUGAGGAUCUGAAUAUGACUGAUUAUGAAUACGAAAUGCUAACUACGAUUUCUCUUGUGUGUGACAGACAUUUAAUCCAAUUUGGUAAUAAAUUGGCAAAUUCAUCAGUGGUUGAUAAACUUUUAGAGGUUGCGCCAGAAUUUGACGAGAUGAUGUUUCAUUGCAAAUGGAAAAAUUCUCCAGGAAAUUGUACUACACUUUUUAGCAGAAUUGUCACUGAGGAAGGAGUAUGCUAUACGUUCAAUAUGUUGGACGCCAAUGAACUUUUGCGAGUGGAAGCUUUGCAUGAAGAUUACAGUUACUUAUCGCACGGUAAAGAAUCCCGUGGUUGGACUUUGGAAACAGGCUAUCCUGCUGAUGCCGCAUCGGAUACAUAUCCCCAACGGGGCUUAGGAGCCGGUGCCAAGGCUGGUCUAACGAUUCUCCUUCGAGCAUACGAGCACGAUCUCGACUACUUGUGCAAAGGACCUGUACAAGGAUUUAAGGUAUUAUUGCACCAUCCAGCGGAAAUACCGCAAUUGAGUCGUCAAUAUUUUCGCGUGCCUUUAAAUCAGGAAGUCGUUGUUGCUGUUAAACCCAAUAUGAUGACAACAGCAGAAGGACUCAGAUAUUACUCGGCCCACAGGCGUCAAUGUUACUUUCCCUUAGAACGUAAAUUACGCUUUUACAAAGUUUAUACCCAAAGUAAUUGUGAAUUAGAAUGUUUAGCAAACUUUACAUUACAAAAGUGCGGAUGUGUCGAAUUUUCUAUGCCGCGUACAAGUGAUAUGCAGGUUUGUGGAUCUGGAAGUACAGAGUGCUUUACAACAUCCGAAGAUGAAUUAUUGGCACGUGAAAUAGCUCAAGAGCUACGAAGUAGUAGUUCUCUUGGCUCCUCUCCUGAAACUGGAAGAACUGAGUGUGACUGUUUGCCAGCUUGCACCUCAAUUCAAUAUGAAGCGGAAUUAUCACAAGCUGACUUUGAUUGGGCUAGGCUUUUCAUGGCUUUCAAAGCUAAUUUUAGUGAAAUGCCCAAUGUCACAAUGGCAAGAGUCAGCAUAUUUUUCAAAGAAGCCCAAUUCAUAACAUCGCGCCGUUCCGAAUUGUAUGGUCCAGUUGAUUUCUUAGCAAAUUGUGGAGGUCUAAUGGGUCUCUUCAUGGGAGUAUCGCUUCUCAGCAUUAUUGAAAUUUUUUACUUCAUAACAAUGCGUCCACUUUGCACAGUUCGUUUGCAUAAAGAGCGAGUUCGAAGACAUGAGGCCAGAAAUAAUGCACUACUAGGCAUGGGAUCCGUCGACAUCAGAGUGUCACCAGAAAAGAAACCACUUUAGAAAUAAAAUAAUUCUUCAAAAGAAACUUACAGCUUAUAGACUAUAUAAGAUAUAAAAGCUUAUAUAUUUCAUUUAAUUAAGUCAUAGUUCAAUAAAAUG
Molecule: messenger RNA, 2640 nt
Organism: Ctenocephalides felis (cat flea)
Lineage: Eukaryota; Metazoa; Arthropoda; Insecta; Siphonaptera; Pulicidae
Gene: ppk26
Product: pickpocket protein 28
Exons: 16
Coding region: 928-2541 (537 amino acids)
Biological process (GO): sodium ion transmembrane transport
Cellular component (GO): membrane
Molecular function (GO): ligand-gated sodium channel activity
Source: RefSeq, a predicted model, not a curated record